Molecule: messenger RNA, 588 nt
Organism: Marasmius oreades (fairy-ring Marasmius)
Lineage: Eukaryota; Fungi; Basidiomycota; Agaricomycetes; Agaricales; Marasmiaceae
Exons: 5
Coding region: 1-588 (195 amino acids)
Source: RefSeq, a predicted model, not a curated record
AUGAGCACUCGGAUACGUGAGGAGGCCUUGACAAUCCUUUGUCACCAGUUUGGGCUGUCCAUCUGCUUCAAUCCGUUUUUGAAGGUGUUGACGACAUCAAUCGACCAACUUCAAGCUGCCCUGUGCUCCAAGUCUGCCUGGGUUGCCGACCUUGAACAGGCGUUCGGGAUUAUGCAAAACACCAUCCACUUUUUACAAAGCCAGAAUAGUGUUUUCGAACAUGCCUGUAACCAGUAUAAGAACGAGGCUGAGGACGGCAAGGUUUCUGUUCUAGACAAGAAACUGGAUAUGAGUGCGUUCCAUCUCACCGAGGUGCACAAAAACCUCGAAAGUGUCCAAGAUGAGUUGAAGGAGUCCCAGAUGCGAGUGAAACUUCUCCAUGCUGAAAAACUUGAGAAGGAGAAGAUGAUUUCAGUUGUUUCUAAAUGCUUAGUGUUCGUUGCGCAGAAAGCCGUAAAGGGAGGGCGGGGAAGCCCACUCCAUGCAUUCCCUGAGAUGAUGGGAAUUCUUCGUCGGCUUUGCUGGGAGGCAAUGAUGACCUCUGACCGCUUAGAGACUUUCAUUGGUAUCGCAGAUAAACUCUACUAG